Molecule: messenger RNA, 639 nt
Organism: Fusarium poae
Lineage: Eukaryota; Fungi; Ascomycota; Sordariomycetes; Hypocreales; Nectriaceae
Exons: 1
Coding region: 1-639 (212 amino acids)
Source: RefSeq, a predicted model, not a curated record
AUGUCGAGUCAUGGGUAUCAACAGCCCAGUGUUUCUCACCCGGGUCCCUCAUUGAGCUUUAAACAACGCAAAUCUCAGCAAAGCAGCAAUGCCGCACCUAACCCGUUUGCUAAAAGCCACUCAUCUACAGUCGCCGAGCAAAGCGACACUCAGACACUCGGUUCUCGGCCUACCUCGCUCACCGACAUUGAAGCAGGUCCCAUCACCAAUGCUACGUUGGGUGAAGCCGUCACCGAUAUAGCAAAGAAAAACAUUGAGCCGUGGAUGACCAAUCGUCUCGAUACUGCCGCCGAAGAACUCAAGACUACAGUAGCGAACCAGUUCCAAUGGUCUAUCACUUCAGAGGCUGAGAAGUUUAUACACAGACGCCUACCAGAACUCAACGCAGAGAUUGAGCCUUUUGCCGAACGGGUCAAGUCAAAACUACAACCCGAGAUCACACAGCAAAUUGACUCGGCUAUGGCUACGGUUAAGAAGGAGAUGAUGGAAUGCUUCGACGAAUUCAAAGCCUCUAUUGAACCAUGGAUCACUUACCGCAUCGAGACUGCAAUUGUCAAUCACGAGAAUCUGCGAAAGGCCGAAAAGGCUAUUUUCAAGCGAAACUAUGAAGCCUACCAACAGGGUCGGCACAACAACUAG